Ctenopharyngodon idella (grass carp) is the source of this 2681-nucleotide messenger RNA. RefSeq names its product DEAH (Asp-Glu-Ala-His) box polypeptide 40 (gene dhx40). The transcript is spliced from 17 exons. The coding region runs from base 269 to 2482 and encodes 737 amino acids. Gene Ontology annotation, molecular function: RNA binding; ATP binding. Gene Ontology annotation, cellular component: intracellular anatomical structure. NCBI's taxonomy places the organism in Eukaryota, Metazoa, Chordata, Actinopteri, Cypriniformes, Xenocyprididae. The record is from RefSeq and is a predicted model, not a curated record.
GAAAAACUGCAGUGAACAGAGCGGCCUUCAGUCAUACUGUGCAGCAGGGGGCGCUAAUGUGUUUUCAUGAGCUGUGAGUAAGAAGACAUAGGAGUUCAAACACUCAUGUAAACCAACUAACAACUUGUAAACAAGAUGAAAUAAGGUCUUCUGCGCCAUUAAUAUGACUUAUUAAUAUUCUGCUGAGCUUUUAGAAAUCGUUUCAAGAGCUGAAAUAUCCUUUCGAGCAACAUUAAGAAGUAGAUAAAUAGCACAUGAACGGUAAGACAUGUCAAAAGUAGAGAAAAGCAGUGAAACGGCGCAUCAUGAAUCAAAAAAGCUGCCUAUUUAUCAACACAAAGACAAACUCAUUCAGGCUGUGAAGGAAAACACCUUCCUGAUCGUGACGGGUGAAACUGGCAGCGGAAAAACAACUCAGCUCCCUCAGUACUUGUACAAAGCAGGUCUUUGCAGGAAGGGCAAGAUUGGUGUGACUCAGCCCAGGAGGGUUGCAGCCAUCACUGUAGCCCAGCGGGUGUCUCAAGAGAUGGGGGUCAGGCUGGGUGAGGAGGUGGGCUACCAAGUGCGCUUUGAUGACUGCUCAACCAAGGACACUGUGGUUAAAUACAUGACAGAUGGCUGUAUGCUGAGGGAGAUUCUUGCAGACCCCAGUUUAACACUGUACAGCAUUGUGAUUCUGGAUGAAGUCCAUGAGAGGAGCCUGAAUACAGAUGUUUUGCUUGGGUUACUCAAGAAGACCCUGUUAAAAGGGUCCCGUGGCCGCAAAACACCCCUCAAAGUGAUUGUGAUGUCGGCAACAUUAGAAACGGAAAAGCUCAGCUCUUUUUAUGGACACUGUCCCAUAUUUGCGAUUCCUGGGCGUACAUAUCCGGUGAAGGAGAAAUUCUGUAAUCUGAUUGGUCCAAAAGACAAAGAGAGUUCUGUCUAUGUCAAAGAGGUUGUAAAGGUGGCUUUAGAUGUGCACACAAAUGAAGCAGCCGGUGAUAUUUUGGUCUUCUUGACUGGACAAUCUGAAAUCGAGAAAGCCUGUGAUUUGCUUUUUGAGAAGGCUGAGGUCUUAGACUACCGUUACGAUGUCCAUGACCGAACUGUUGAAGGGCUUCUCAUCCUACCUUUGUAUGGAUCCAUGCCAACAGAUCAGCAAAGGCAAAUAUUUCAGCCUGCGCCAAAAGGUGUGAGGAAGUGUGUGGUAGCGACGAAUAUUGCUGCAACUUCACUCACUAUUGAUGGAAUCAGAUAUAUCGUUGACAGUGGAUUUGUGAAACAACUAAACCACAACUCAAGGGUUGGAUUGGAUAUUUUGGAAGUGGUACCAAUUUCAAAAAGCGAGGCUCAGCAGAGAGCGGGCAGAGCUGGACGAACAUCUGCAGGAAAAUGCUUCAGGAUUUACAGCAAAGACUUCUGGGACACAUGCAUGCCAGAGUACACCAUUCCAGAAAUUCAACGGACCAGUCUUACAUCUGUCAUUCUCACACUGAAAUGUCUCGGUGUCCAUGAUGUGAUUAGAUUUCCUUACCUUGACUGUCCAGAGGAGCGGUUUAUCCUGACCGCUCUGAAGCAGCUCUAUCAGUAUGAUGCCAUUGACAGGAGAGGUCAAGUGACCAGACUGGGGAGGUUGAUGGUGGAGUUCCCUCUUCCUCCAAAUCUUACUCGUGCUCUACUCAAAGCUGCCGCUCUCGGGUGUGAGGACAUAAUGCUGCCCGUAGCCGCCAUGCUGUCAGUAGAGAAUAUCUUCAUUCGACCAGGUAAACCAGAAGGACAAAAGGAAGCAGAGAUCCGACACAAAGAGAUAGCAGCAUCUGCUGGUGGCUCCAAUGAUUUCCUCAUGCUUCUCUGUGUCUUUGAGAAGUGCAGAGCAAGCGACCAUCCGUCUGCAUGGUGCAAAGAGAACUGGAUCCAUUGGCGAGCAGUGAAGUCAGCCUUCAGCGUUGAGACACAGCUAAGAGAGAUUCUUCUACGCCUGAAGCAGCAGAAAGACUUUCCACAUGAGACGUUUGAGGGCAGUAGAAGUGAACUGCUGCGCCAGUGCCUUUGCCUGGGUUAUUUCACCAAUGUAGCCAGGCGAUCCGUUGGGAAAUCAUUCUGCACCAUGGACGGACAUGGAUCUAGCAUUAUCAUUCACCCUUCAUCGUGUCUCUUUGGUCAAGAAUUGCAGCUGGAUUGGAUCAUCUUCCAUGACGUGUUGGUCACCUCACGGGUGUACGUGAGAACAGUUUGCCCCAUCCGUUACGAGUGGGUGCAGGACCUGUUGCCAAAGCUGCAUGAAAUCGAUGUCUUUGAGUUGAGUAGUGUCGCAAGGGAAGAAGUAACUGAUGAAGAAAUGGUCCAAUGGGAAAAGAAAGAGGCAGCAAAAAGACAAGCAGAGGCCACAGAGGAUGCGGCAAAGAAACUGGAAAAGAGAAAUGAUGAAAGCUCAAUCACAGAGGCUCGUGCUCGCUACUUGGAGCGGAAACAGCAUCGGCUACAAAGAAAGGGUACAUGAGAGGAUCAGAAUUUCACCACAGAUUCUGCAGCUGCUGAAUAGAAAUAUGAAAGACUUUAUAAUCUCAGAUUUCAGAACAUAAUCCUGGUUUACUGCCGCAGCACUCUGGUAUUGUGGAUUUUGAUAUGGCUCUUGAGUCACAAUGUGUAAUAAACACAUAUUUUAAAUCUUUUACGUAAAUAAAUAGUUUUUUUAAAUA